Eremothecium cymbalariae DBVPG#7215 is the source of this 843-nucleotide messenger RNA. RefSeq names its product Pfs1p (gene PFS1). The record is from RefSeq and is a predicted model, not a curated record. The transcript has a single exon. Bases 1 to 843 code for a protein of 280 amino acids. NCBI's taxonomy places the organism in Eukaryota, Fungi, Ascomycota, Saccharomycetes, Saccharomycetales, Saccharomycetaceae.
AUGUCAACCUCUUUUGCAACUGACAUCCGUAACAUGAUACAAAAAAUAAAAUAUCAUAGCAGCUUCUUCUACCAAAUGCAUCAAUAUAGGAAGACCAAACCUUUAGUCCCAAAUAUAGACGUAAUGAAUUUUGACCAUGAUAGAAGAUCGUCUAUGAUAGUUGGUGGUGGAAGAAAGAAAUAUGAUACUACAAGAAAGGAUAAUGCGUUUGGUAAGAAAAGAGUUCCUGAGUCUAUCACAGAAACCCCACUACAACAACUAAGUAACGUGGAUGAACCCUCGUCUAGCUUCAUCAUGCAUCCUAUCCAGAAUAAUAAGGAACAGCUUUUAGAUAAUCCCACUGUUUUCCAUGGCAGCCCGCAGUUUUUCCCAGAUCUGAACUAUUUAUCACCAUGGCACAGUUACUUCAACGGUGUCGGAACACCAAUACCAAUUAACAGUUCCAUGAUUGGGAACCCAAACUUAUCCAACGUGCCCAUGACCAAGACCUAUGACCCCUUCGAUGUGCCACAGUCCAGUUUCCCUGCUUACUUUAACCCCAGAGCCGCUCUGAACAUGCCACAUAGAGAAAAAGUAAACCAGUGGAUAGAAAACGUCCCAAUCCACAUAGUCAACGAGGAAUACCUGACACACGACUGCUACAGUAUCGAUGAAUAUAUGAAUUGGGAAGAAGACGAAUUCGAUAUGUCCUUGUUCCAGAGAGGAGAAAAGACUCAAAUUAAUAUGGCUACUGUAGAUGAGUUGUUGCAAUUUCAACUGAAAAGGAUUACAUCUAUGGUUUUAAGACUCUAUGAAGAAAGCCCAGAAGUCCCAUUAGACAACUCUGAUGCAACAUCAUACUGA